Molecule: messenger RNA, 531 nt
Organism: Orbicella faveolata
Lineage: Eukaryota; Metazoa; Cnidaria; Anthozoa; Scleractinia; Merulinidae
Molecular function (GO): oligosaccharide binding
Source: RefSeq, a predicted model, not a curated record
AUGAGUGUUGUUGUUAUUGUUUGGAUUUCUCAUUUUAUUCUUCAGGGUAUCGUAGCCUUUUACGAUUACCUGGAUUCAAAUGCGAUCAGCGGUGAUUCCCCAAACUGGCAGGCGUACCUGAUUAAACGGCAUUACCUUGUUUGGCUCAGAGAUCACUCGACUCACUGGCGAGCUACCUGCCAAUACAACACAGACGGCACGGUAUAUACGGAUUACCUGCGAGCCUCACUUGAAGACUUCGACAUCGUCAGAGUCACACCCACGGUCGCAGAAAGCUGUCAAACGUACGAGCUUGUCAACAUCCGGGGAAAUGAAUGCGCGAAUUGCACGGCAGCGACUUGGUAUCUAAAAAAUGUUUUUCCUCUACACAUGGAUAGUUCUUUUAGGCUUGGCUGCGAAUUCGACGGAAGUGAGACCGGUGAUGGAGUAGGAAGCGAGGACAAUUUUGGACGCUAUAUGGUUGUAAAUCCAAAAUUCCGUUGCUCUUCGACCUCAGAUGCAACCACCCAGUUUUGGAUCGGAGGAGUGUGA